AUGGAGCUCCGUGAGUCCAUGACAUUUUUCAAUGCAAUGCUUGAAGAUAUGAAAUCCCAAAUGGAAGAGAAAAACACACUCAUCCGGGAGUUAAAAGAAGACAACAACAUUCUUAGGUCUACCGUUAGUGACCUAUCAAACCGCCUCAACUUAGUGGAACAAAAUAUGAGAGACGGAAAUAUUAAAGUGAAUGGAAUACCCGAAAAUAAGAAUGAGAAUUUGGUGAAGACGAUUGAGCAACUAUCGAAAAUCAUAGGCGAGCCCAUCAGUCCAGAAGAUAUUUUGCUUACCACCCGUGUUGCGAAGCUAAAUAAAGAUAAUGAUAGACCACGCACGGUUAUUGUCAAACUACGUACUCCCCGCCAUCGUGAUGCAAUACUUGCAGCAGUGGUUAGUUACAAUAGGAAGAAUAAAGAAGAUAAGCUAUGCACUCACCAUCUUGGCUACAGAGGUGCUCGAAAACCUGUUUUCGUUUCCGAACACCUAUCUCCCGUCAACAAGUCUCUCCAUGCUGCGGCUCGCAUCAGGGCCAAGGAAUUAAAUUUCAAGUACACGUGGGUUCGUAAUGGAAGAAUUUUUAUGCGUAGGGACGACUUCGGUGAAGCUGUACUGGUUCGUAACAGAGAAUGUUUAGACUUAAUCAAAUGA
Messenger RNA from Hyposmocoma kahamanoa, 648 nucleotides. RefSeq lists its product as uncharacterized. NCBI's taxonomy places the organism in Eukaryota, Metazoa, Arthropoda, Insecta, Lepidoptera, Cosmopterigidae. The transcript has a single exon. The record is from RefSeq and is a predicted model, not a curated record. The coding region runs from base 1 to 648 and encodes 215 amino acids.